AUGACGUCCGAUCUAUUUGAUCGCAAUCAAGAACGGAGGCUUCCAGUGCAAAUCUCGGCUGUCGCUGCAGAAAUAGCGGUGGACCAGCUGGUGUUGCAGCCAAUUUCCAAGAUCGAGGGCCACGUGAAGCUUCCUGGCUCCAAGUCCCUAUCUAACCGCAUCCUGCUCUUGGCUGCGCUCUCAAGAGGCACAACCGUCGUCAAGAAUCUGCUGGACAGCGAAGACAUCCGCUACAUGGUGAGGGCGCUGAAGGCUCUGGGGGUUAAGUUGGAGGAGAGGCCCCUGACGGCGGCUGUGGCGGCGGCCGGGCGCGGCGAAUUUGUGUUGGACGGAGUUGCGCGCAUGCGCGAGCGUCCGAUCCAGGAUCUUGUGGAUGGCCUGUGCCAGCUGGGCGUUGUGGCACAGUGCAGCCUCGGCACCGGCUGCCCCCCUGUCACUGUCCAGGCUGAUGGGCUUCCCUCAGGCACAGCCGAUGGGGUCUGCUCCGGCACAGUUGAGCUGAGCGGGGCGGUGAGCAGCCAGUAUCUGACGGCGUUGCUGAUGGCAGCACCCCUGGCCAAGGGUGAGGAGGGAGUGACCAUCAAGAUCAGUGACGAGCUGGUUAGUCAGCCUUACGUCGACAUGACCAUCCGCCUCAUGGAGCGCUUCGGCGUCAAGGUGGACCGGCUGGAUGGCUUACAGCACAUGCACAUCCCUCCUGGGCAGACCUAUGUGUCUCCGGGGGAGGCCUAUGUUGAGGGGGACGCCUCCUCAGCUUCCUACUUCCUGGCAGGGGCCACGAUCACAGGGGGGACUAUGACGGUGGAGGGCUGCGGCAGUGACAGCCUGCAGGGGGACGUGCGUUUCGCUGAGGUCAUGGGCCUCAUGGGCGCUGAUGUCACCUGGGGCCCCUACUCCAUCACCAUCACAGGGCCUCCGCGUGGGAACCUGCAGGGAAUUGACCACGACUGCAAUGACAUUCCAGACGCAGCCAUGACUCUCGCCGUCGCGGCUCUCUUCGCAGAAGGGCCGACUCGCAUCAGGAACGUCUACAAUUGGCGUGUCAAGGAGACAGAGCGGAUGAAGGCAAUAGUGGCAGAGCUCGGCAAGCUGGGAGCACAGGUGGAGGAAGGCCGAGACUACUGUGUGAUCACACCCCCAGAGAAGCUCAAGCGGGUGGCAAUCGACACGUAUGACGACCACAGAAUGGCCAUGGCGUUCUCCCUGGCAGCCUGCGGCGAUGUGCCAGUCACUAUCAAUGACCCGGGAUGCACCCGCAAGACCUUCCCAACCUAUUUUGAUGUCCUGGGCAGCGUUGUGAGCCGGGCUUGA
Coccomyxa subellipsoidea C-169 is the source of this 1311-nucleotide messenger RNA. RefSeq names its product 3-phosphoshikimate 1-carboxyvinyltransferase. Lineage: Eukaryota; Viridiplantae; Chlorophyta; Trebouxiophyceae; Coccomyxaceae. Gene Ontology annotation, molecular function: 3-phosphoshikimate 1-carboxyvinyltransferase activity. Bases 1 to 1311 code for a protein of 436 amino acids. The transcript is spliced from 10 exons. Gene Ontology annotation, biological process: chorismate biosynthetic process; aromatic amino acid biosynthetic process. The record is from RefSeq and is a predicted model, not a curated record.